UUCAAUCAGCUCACACACUGCAGACAGUUGUUUUACAGAAGCAGAAUUAAUAAAUCACCUCGUCACAUCCUGGAUCUACGGGUUUCAUUAGGAUGCGUUUGUCCGCGCGGUGGUCAACAGAGCACGAGGUCGAUCAGAUUUACUGAUAUUAAAAUGAAGAAGACUCAUAUUGGAAGCUUAUGUAAAGCUUAUUAAUAACACAAAUAAUGUGUGAAUAAACAUUUAAUCUAAUAACUGCUCUUCAUAACGAAACCACUGAAGGACUUUCUGUGAACAGUUGUACAUUUAAAGGUGAGCAGUGGAGCUUAACAAGGUUUGGAACAUUUCUGAGUGCGUUAAAUUAAUUAAUUAGAUUGAGUUGACACCAACUUAUUCAUGACUGCAGCUUUUAAUAUCAUAUCUCUUAACAAUAAUCGUAAUAUACAAAUAAUAACAUGAAUAAUUAUAAAAUAUUGAUGGUCACGAUGUUAAAAUAAUUAAAGUUAUUCGCUGAAUGGUGAUUUAUAGUCCUACCUGUAGUAUUUUAAUGUGGUCUAAUAAACAUAAUGCACAUACAUACAGAAGAACAUGAAAUGAUUGUAAAAACAAAACGUCUCAACACAAAGUUCAAACUUAUUUGAGUUUUCAAAUUGAACAAAUUUAGCACAUGUGAUGCUUUUUGUUCCACAGAACGUUACUGGCUCAGCAGCAGAGGUCACAUACUCACAUACACAUACACUACUCAGGCCUCAACAGAAACAGCAGCAGCACUGGAGAGUAAUCAAUUACAGUAUCAUCAUGAAUACAUCUCUUAUUCUGUUUUAUCUUUCAAAGACAGCAGCACACAUUCAAAUAUAAGAAAACAAUGAGGAAGCUGCUGAGAACAAACAAAUAUAAAGUGGAGCAGCGGUCAGAUAUCAACAGAGCAGCAGCACUUCCUGUUUCAGCAGCUGUCAAUCAAACACAGAUACUUCCUGGUAUGUUUAGUUUCUUAGUUUCCCCUCUCAGACAGACAGACAGACAGACAGACAGACAGUCCUCCGGGAGCUGAGGGUCGUUUCCAGAAUGCAGCUCUUCAUCCUCCUCUUCCUCCUGUCCCACGUUGCCGUGGUGACAGCGGUGGUCGGUUGCCACAGCGACAGGGACAAGGACCACCGGCCGAGGGAGAACUGCACCGCGGCCGGCUUCAGCGACGUCCCGGCGGGAUUCGAACCAUCGACCAAGGUUCUGUUGUUUCCUAACAACCUGUUCUCCAGUGUGUCCUGGUCCUCCUUCCAGACCUUUACGGACAUCUAUGAGAUCGACUUCACAGGCAACAAGGUGCCAGAGGUGACCUCCAGCGUGUCUCCGAUCCUGCCCACCCUCAGUGUUCUCCGGCUGGGGUCGAACCAUAUUAAGGCCCUCUCUGACGGUUCCUUCACCGCCUGUCCAGGUCUGACUGAGCUCUACCUGAACAAAAACGCCUUGGACUCCCUGAGCGACCACACCUUCUCUGGGCUCAGCAAGCUGGAGAUCCUGGAUUUGUCGUCAAACCGUAUCAAGGUGCUUCCCGAGCUCAUGCUCCACCCCCUCUCUGCCAUAGAAACCCUCUACCUGCAUAACAACAAGAUCAAGGUGAUGCCGGAUGAUUGGUUCAGCCAGAAGGAGGAGGUGCCGUACCUUUACCUCUCAGAGAAUCUCUGGGUCUGUUCCUGUUCCCUUGGUUACUUGCGAAGGUACAUUGACGACUACGAAUUCAACAUCUACGUCCGGGAUGGCCCGCUCAUCAGGGUCGAGGCAGAGAGUGUGAUGUGUGACUCUCCACAGUGGCAUAAGGGUAAACCUGUAAUGAGUCUGGAAGAAUCUGAUCUGUGUUCACCGAGUUCUUCGGGUCCAACGGCAAACUUCUACCCACAAACAACUACAUACGGCCCUCUUAUGAUCCCAGCUGCAACCACCAAAUCACCUCUUCCUCCCACUACUGCUGCUUCUACUCCUGCUACUACUUUUUUUCGUACCACCUCUACGACUUUUAUUCCAACCACUGCUCGUGCUCCCUCCUCCUCUGCUACAGCAAUCGUAGAAGAACUCCACACUGUGUACCACAGAGUAGUCACAUGGUCCAGAUUCAUUGAAUGGUCAGAUUAUUCAGGGUCAGACGUGAAAGGUACGAUGCGGUUGGUUGAGCUGCAUACUCCUACUUCCUCUUCUCUCCAUACCGUCAAACCCUCAACUGAAAGUCCCGUUAAAAUGACGACCGCUGUGCCAACAAAACCAACUGAGACAACCACAUUUGUUCCUUCAACCGUAAAACCAACAACAGCAAAAGUCCAAGAAGUCACAAAAACCACCACAAUCCCUUCGUGGGUGAUCGCUGAACCGGGCAGCCGGCGGCGUGGCAGAGUGAGUGCGGUCAGAGGCGCUGGCGUCUUCUGUAUUUGGCUUUUCGCCGGGUGUCUGCUGCUGUGCGUGGCGUCUGGGGCGUGUAUAUUGGCGACUCUGGCGAGGAUGGUCAUCUGGUACCGGAGGGUGUACAAGCCGCUGAGUAUGAGGAGGAGAGGAGGUAGUGAGGGAGUAAGGAUUUUAACGUACAGCAGGCAGGAAGAGAAGGAGGUGGCAGGAGGAGGAGUGAUGGCACUGUAUCGAUCGGUUCUGUUCAUCCAGAGAGAGGGAGGAGAAGCUAUGGAAGAUGGAGGGAAGGAAGGUGAGGAAAGAGGAGGGAAAGAAAGACUCCUAGUCAGUUUGGAGCCGAGUGGAGGAGCUAGCGCAAUGAAGGAGGAAGAAGGAGAACGAGGAGGGAGGGAGGAGAGAGGAGGGAAAGAACGACUCCUUGUCAGUGUGGAUAUGAGUGGAGGAGUAGGCGCAAUGAGGGAGGAAGAAGGAGAACGAGGAGGGAGGGAGGAGAGGGGAGUGUACAGGAAGACAUUGUACCGUCUGUUAAGCAAGGAGGAGCAGGUAGAGGGAUGGAGGGACGUGAAGGAGGAGUGUUGGGUCCCUGCAGAAGAUGGUGGGAAGAGGGGUAAAGAUGAGGGGGGGGGUAGAGAGAGGAGUGGAGGAGAAGUUUCCAGGAAGUCCUACAGUGUCAUUCUGAGGGAGGAGAGGGAGGAGGCAGGCGGAGGGAGGGAGGAGGUGGACUGGGUGGUCGGGGGGUGGGAGGUGAAAAGAGGAGGUGAGGAGGAGGAGCCCCGAAGCAGCUGGGGGGAGUGGCUGGCACAUUACCUACCCAGCAUGCCCUGGGGUGUGACCACGCCUCCUGAGGGCGGGGCAGCUCAGUGAUGUCAUUAGUGUUGUUAUUAUUAUAUAGUAUCAUAUACCGGUAAUUAUUAUUGUAUUAUUCUAAUUAUUAGUGUGACAUUUGGAUUGCUGAAUGUUGGACGAUGAGAGGAUGAAUCUUUAUGUACCAGUGCAAACUGCAAUAAAUCUACUGAAACUUAAAACUAACUGUGGUUAAGUUCUUUGAUAGGUUGAAUAGAUUUCAUAGUCUAACUUCUUAUUAUUGGUGCAUUAUUGGCAUCCGACCAUUAACGAGUGAUUAAAGGUUAGACUACACAUUCAUUAUAAUAAAUAUCAAGUAAAACCUUUUACAUUUGAAAAUGAGACCUCACAGUUUAAGAGACAUUAAAUGAUGUUAAAAUGUGUUAAUGUAUUUCAAGGUACAUUCAUAGUGAAACCAACUUUCUGUCCAGCUUAGAAAUGACUGUCAGUAAAGACUUAAAGACUUCUCUUUAUUGAUCCUUUUGGGAUGACAGAUUACAUACUUUGGUUUAUAGAAUUCAACAUGUACCUGCUUAUUUUAAAUGUGUAAUAUUUGAAUAGAAAUGUGUAUUAAUGUGUCAUCAAUUCAAACAUCUCAAUGGUUUUACCAGAUCCAGAGAAUAAAUGAGGUUGCAGUAAGGAGCAAUGUCCACAUGGUGGAGCUGUAGGAUAAACUUAAGACUGGGUUCAGAGCAGCGCUGCAGAUAACCGCAAAUAUUUCUAAUAUUAUUAAUUUUAGAAAAUAUUAAAACCUAUAAAUUAAAGUGUAUACACUAUUUGUUGUUCAAGUAGGACACUGAGUCCAAAAUAUGAGCAGAAAAAAUUAAACUUGACUAAAACUAAAAGAACUAGAACUAAACUAAACUAAACUAAACUAAAACUAAACUAAACUAAACUAAACUAACUAAACUAAAACUAUUAAACUACUAAAGUGGAAAUUAAAUAUAAAUAGUGCAAAAGGUUUGUGUGUUGUAGGUUGGAGUUCUAAACCAGUCUUUAUCUUUAUCUGCUGGGUUGGAGGUACUGGGAGCUGUGGCGUUGUUUUCACUGUAUAUAUAUCUUAUAAUAUAUAUAUCUUAUAAUAUAUAUAUCUUAUAUAUCUUCUCUGACUCUCUGAAGGGACCGAAAGCUUAAUGUCACCAAAUGUUUGCAGAGUAAGGAAUGGUAGAAGCAGCUCUCUUCCUGUGUGAGUUUACAACAGACCUGCUGUUACACUCUCAGUAGCUGAAUGUCUGACACAACCUGAACGCAACCUAACAGUUUAUGAUUGCUGGUAAAUCAUGUGACCUCAGGGAGCAGUGGGCGGAGCCAGAGAGUCUGUUUAAAGCUGAGCAGCAGGAAGACUCUUCACCCUGAUCUUCCUCAGGUGCUGACUGCUUCUGGCUUUAUUCACAGCUUCAUGGACACUGACAGUGAAUGCAGGUACGAGUUCUCAUUCAUACAGCAGCAGGUUGAUCUAAAUGAAAGUUAGAUAAAUCAUCAUUUCUUUAGCUUGGGAAAGUUUCUACCUGAGUUUAAAACAUUGAAAGAGCUGAUGAAUACGAAUCCUCAAAAUGGCCGACAGGAAGCUGAGUUACUGUUAAUAUCUCCUCUGUUUGUAACUUUAUAUUAAACCAUCGCAGCGACUGAGCUGCUGCUGAAGCUCCUGAAGCUCUCUGUAUGAACAUUAUUAUAUUACAAUAAAGUUUAUACGUCAUAGGGUUAGCAUUAGCAUUAGCACUCCUCAUUGGGCUCCGUUGCAGCUUUUAUUCAUUAAAUUAAAUAUUAUAAUUAAAUAUAAUAUAAUAUAAUAUAAUAUAAUGUAAGUCAGAGGAUGAAAGUUAACAACAAUGUACAGAAAUAUAAAGACAAUAAUAGAUUUAUGAGUGGUAUCCUGUAUGAAGUCAUAUUUCACUGUUUAUAUCGCCGGCAUCAAACACUGUUAGAGAUAAAUAUAACCAGAUGUGACCCUUGACCUCUUUACAUCCAGUGGUAUUUUAAGGCUGUUUGUGUGUCUGAAUAUGAACUCAUACUCACACUAACAUUUUUCUUUUUUCCUUUUUUGUUCAUUGAUUUUUAUUUUCAUGUAUUCAUUUAUGGUGCACUUGUGUUUUAUGUCUGUCUGUCUGUCUGUCUCUCUCUCUCGCUCUCUCUCUCGCUCUGUCUGUCUGUCUGUCUCUGGAAGUUUUGUCUCUCAGCAAUUUAAAGAAAUAACUGAGUCAAUCAAAAUGAAAUAAGAUUUAUUUUGUGUUUUUUAACUUUGAAAAAGUUCCAUAUUUCUCUCAUUGUUUGUCCUGAUGGAUUUGCUGUUGAUGUAAAAACAAUAAAGAACAAUAAACCAAUAAA
Molecule: messenger RNA, 5538 nt
Organism: Dicentrarchus labrax (European seabass)
Lineage: Eukaryota; Metazoa; Chordata; Actinopteri; Moronidae
Product: leucine-rich repeat transmembrane protein FLRT3
Exons: 6
Coding region: 1045-3234 (729 amino acids)
Molecular function (GO): protein binding
Source: RefSeq, a predicted model, not a curated record